Messenger RNA from Nelumbo nucifera (sacred lotus), 1037 nucleotides. RefSeq names its product putative NAD(P)H dehydrogenase (quinone) FQR1-like 3. Gene Ontology annotation, cellular component: membrane. The record is from RefSeq and is a predicted model, not a curated record. NCBI's taxonomy places the organism in Eukaryota, Viridiplantae, Streptophyta, Magnoliopsida, Proteales, Nelumbonaceae. Gene Ontology annotation, molecular function: NAD(P)H dehydrogenase (quinone) activity; FMN binding.
CUUGCCACGUUUCCGAUUUUUUCUCUGUCGAAACGACGCUGAUUGUUUUGCGCUGCAGGAUAUACGCCACGCCAUUCCAUCAGGAUUGAUUUUUGGUUAAAACAGACUCAGAAGAAGUUCAUAUAAUCUUCUUCUUCUUCUUCUUCUUUCGAUUGCAGCAAUGUCCACCACCAAGGUCUACAUAGUCUACUACUCUCUGUACGGACAUGUGGUGACUAUGGCACGGGAAGUGCAUCGAGGAGCCAACUCCAUUGAAGGUGUUGAAGCUACGCUUUGGCAGGUGCCCGAGACCCUCCCUGAUCGGGUAUUGGAAAAGAUGAAAGCCCCACCCAAAGAGGGGGAUGUGCCAAUCAUCAGGCCGGAACAACUUACAGAAGCUGAUGGAUUUCUAUUUGGGUUCCCUUCUCGAUUUGGGAUGAUGCCAGCACAGUUGAAAGCAUUUUUUGAUGCAUCCAAUGAACUGUGGGCAUGCCAAGCACUUGCGGGCAAACCUGCUGGCAUCUUCUGGAGCACUGGUUUCCAUGGAGGAGGUCAGGAGCUUAGUGCAUUGACUGCCAUAACACAAUUAGCACACCAUGGAAUGAUAUAUGUUCCCCUUGGGUACACCUUUGGGAGUGGCAUGUUUGAGAUGAAUGAGGUAAAGGGCGGCUCCUCUUAUGGUGCUGGAACUUUUGCAGGAGAUGGGUCACGCCAACCAACAGAAUUAGAACUACAACAAGCAUUUUACCAGGGCAAAUAUGUUUCUGAAAUAGCCAAGAAGCUCAAAGAUAAGCCUCCCCCGUUUCAGUAGUAACCUUUUGAAGAUGAAACUGUAAAGCUUGAUGAAAUUGAACAAUGUGACUGAGCUAUCUCCAACCAAAAUUUAAAUGUACAAUUUGUAAGAGGAGGUGGCUAGUUUCUAUCUACAAGACGCUAAGCAAAGAUCAUGCCAACUUGGUCACUAUGGCCACCCAAUUAAUUGUAUGCUUCUGGAUUUGUAUAGCAAACAUAAUAUGCUAGUAUAUUAGUAGACACAUAUGUUAGUCUAGAUGAUGCAA